Alligator mississippiensis (American alligator) is the source of this 4788-nucleotide messenger RNA. It is a transcript of the gene SDF2L1, whose product is annotated as stromal cell derived factor 2 like 1. The transcript has 3 exons. The record is from RefSeq and is a predicted model, not a curated record. NCBI's taxonomy places the organism in Eukaryota, Metazoa, Chordata, Crocodylia, Alligatoridae. Bases 50 to 688 code for a protein of 212 amino acids.
GCGGAAGUGGGGGUCCUCGAGGCAAGUAGAGGGCUGGGGCUGAGGAGCGAUGCGGUGCGUCGGCCUCCCGCUCCUGCUCCCGCUCGUGCUGCUCGCGGCGCUGCUGGGCGGGGAGGCCGCGGCGGACGCCGUCACCUGCGGGUCGGUGCUGAAGCUGCUCAACACCCGGCACAGCGUGCGGCUGCACUCGCACGAGGUCAAGUACGGAUCCGGCAGCGGGCAGCAGUCGGUGACCGGCGUCGACGCGCCCGACGAUGCCAACAGCUACUGGCGCAUUCGAGGGAAAAGCGAUGGCAGCUGCCAGCGAGGCGCGGCGGUGAAGUGCGGGCAGGCCAUACGCCUGACCCACGUCAACACGGGGAAGAACUUGCACACGCAUCACUUCGCCUCGCCACUGUCCAACAACCAGGAAGUGAGUGCCUUUGGUGAUGAUGGUGAAGGAGAUGACCUGGAUAUAUGGACUGUGCAAUGCAGUGGGACCUACUGGGAGCGGGACGAUGCAGUGCGCUUCAAGCACAUGGGAACUGAGGUGUUUCUCUCAAUAACAGGGGAACAGUAUGGCCACCCAAUCAGAGGCCAACGGGAAGUUCAUGGCAUGUCUACUCCUAAUCAUCACAACUACUGGAAAGCAAUGGAAGGAGUUUUCAUCAAACCCAGUGUGGAGUCUGCAAAACAUGAUGAGCUCUGAAUUGGUUUGAAGACUUACUUAACCAUGCUUGUUUAACCCCAGCUGAUGAGCUGCUGCUCCUUGGUCUCUUGCAAAUACUGUGUUGUCUAAGUCACUGACUCUGUACAACUGAAAGGCAUUAGGAGGUUUCAGGAAUCCAUUGCUUCUGUGGGGGACUGCAUUUUCCUGGAUUUUUGCAUUGAAACUUGAGUUUUAUAGUUGAAUUGGUAAAGCAGCUUGUGCUUCUAUUUGUUUUCACUGCAAUUUUCUUAGUUCAUUGCUUUCUUCUCUUUUCCUUAGUCCAGAAGGAAGUGGCAAACAAAAGUAAAAUCUCUCAAUCCCAAACACAGUACAGAUUUGCAUUUACUUUUUUGUAAACCCUGUGCAGUUAUAAUUAUAUUUUUGGAAACUAGUGUGUGUAGUGUUCAGUGAAAGAAAGUACUAAGUGCAAAGAUGAAGUAAAUUCAAAAUGGGGAACAUUUCUCUUACCAAACAUGGGGGCUUGUGGAGAAGAUGGAACUGCCAAUCCAGUUUUUUCUGAAAAAUAUCUGUGGUUCACUUGAAAGGUACUUCUUACAUUUUAUUAUGAGUGGCAGUGUGCGCUUCAUCUGCAUUCAGAAUCUUCUCUUUCGAGAGAGAGAACACAUUUCAUUUACAUGUUGUGGCAAGAGCACUUAUUUUUUCACUUAUUACUUUUUAAGAAUUUGCAUUUUGGUAGUGGUUGUACUGCUACUAUUUUAAAUGAUAAAAUUGUUCUGUUCUGAGAACUACUCUAGAAAACUAAUAUUUAUAGAAAGCUGAGGUUCAUUAAAUUAUUUCAUAUAGUCUGAAAGAGCAAUUCUGUUGAACCUUGCCUUUUUUUUUUUACUCUUGCAAAUAACCUGAUAUGAUUCAAUAUUAGAACCCAGAUAAAAGAAAAGGAUCGAUAUAUAGCUAGGUUUGCUCAGAUUAGGAAAAAGGACAGAUUCUUGUUUCAUGUAUAGGUCCUGAACUUCUGAGAAAGGGACUGUGCUGUGAAUACUACUAGUCAGAAACUUUGUUCUUGAACAAAUCAUUGAAUUUCUCUAUGCCUCUCCUCAUCUCUAAAAAAGAAAUAAUAAUUAUUAGAGUAGGGUGUAAUGAGGGUUAACUAAUGUGUGUGUGAAGCCUCAUUUAACAUGAAAAGUGCUAUAUGAAUUCUUGUUCUAUUGCUUUGAAUAAUGAGGCCACAUCCGUGGCUGUGUGGUAUGGGGUGCCACAGACCCAUCUGUGGUACCCCACACUGCACGUUCAGGCAUUUCCCGCGCUGCUACCUUGCAACAUGGGGAUUUUUUUCCUGGGGGUCAAAAAAACCCCAUGCACAAAAAAAAGUGGGAAAGUGCAUCUGGCUGCAGCAUAUACCAACCUAAACAGCAGCCGUGUCCAUCAGAGCCUUGCUUCAGCUGCUGGCCAGGCUCCCAGCUUCAAGGGCACUAUGGCUGUGGCUUCCCUGGCCCCUUGGACCUCAGGUAAGGCUGCUGGGGCCAAACUAGCUGCUGGUCCCAGCUUCCCCUAUUCCUCUCAGGGUAACCUGCCACAUGCCAGAGGGUGUGUGGCACAGGCAUUCCUCAAGGACAAGUAGCAGCAACACAAGGUGUGUGGCUGCUUCUCAUCCCCGAUGAACCAAACAUCCAUGCUUGUCUGGACAGUCUUAUUUUUUUCAGCAGAGCAGAGACAAAGGUUGCAAAAUCAGGGGCACCUGUUGCCAUGGAGUGUUGACUUGCCAUUCUAACUUCUGAACUUUCAGUUACUGAAGCAGGAGGCUGCUUUGCUCCUUAUACUGUGACUGUCACGAUACUGAUUUUCAGUUUGAGCAUGCGUUGUUGCCAUUAGUCACAAAAGUUGUAAUUAAUUUUUUCUUACUUGUUGAUGUGCUUAACACCUUGUAUUUGUUCUUGCUGUUGAACUGCACAGGCUGGCUUUGAUUUCUCUUAUGCUAAAGCUGUUUGCAUUUUUAGUGUAACCAUUGCAAGAAUCCUUAUUUAACAGUCUUGCAACACUCAACUAUUUUCCUUACUGAAAAAAAAGGCAAGACUUGUUUCCUGUUGCUGUUGUGGAUAAUUUCUCUGAACAUUGUCAGAAGUAUUUUCAUCAGGGACUAUGGAUGGAUGUGUGGCAAGAUGCCUCUCCAGGGAACAAAGAGGAUGGGGUGGCCAUGAAGCAGGCAGAAGGAGUCCCUGCAGCCCUCAUUUUCUGGGCAAACCCCUUCCAGGUGUCUGCCAUGCCUUUGAUGUUUGUUAUUUCAAUGAGUGAGGCUGCCCCAGGGCUUCCAAAAUUGUUCUUUCAAAUGACUACCAGGUGCCCGUGGUCACUGCCUUAUGGGUGAAUUGCGUGUCUCUGUCCAUCCCCUACAGCACCAUGCCUCGCAAAUGGCAUCCGCAUUGAGAUGUCUUCUUUCACUUAAGCUCCCUUCUGGGGUUCCUAGCCCUUUGCUGAUCCCACACUCAGCCUCUCACUGAGUCCCUAGGAACCUCCUCCUCCCCAUAGUUCCUCUCCAAACCUCCAGACUGCUUUAGGUGUUAUCUCCAAGCUGGCCUUCUGGAGCUGCAGACAUCUUGCUUAGGUGAUAUUCUCUUAGCAGGCUCCCAGAUGUUACUGCCAGCUUUUCUUGGGCUUGUAAUUACACCUGCCACUCCCUGGGUCACCUGGCUCUCCAAUUAGCUCUGGCCCACUCCCGCCAACAGCUUUGCAGGGUGUCUGGCCUCUUAAAAUGGCAGGCAUCCCAAAUGCCCUGCCACAGAAUGGUCUUUGUACUGUUUUAAUUUUUAGGAGUAACCAUCUAAGCAGCAGUCAAAGGCUUCAGUAAAACUGGCCAAGUGCUUCUGCAUAGAGAAAGUAUGGAAACAAGCUCUAAAAUUGCCAUUUACACAAUUCAUUAAUAAUUCAUCUGAGUUCAUUUGAUUAGUCAGCCUAUUAAAGUGAAGAUUAAUAAAGAUAAUAAUAACUGAAAAAAACCUUCUUUUCCUGUGUGCUGAGAAACAAACUGCUUCUCCCCUCCUUUCUUGUUCUAGGAAGAAAGGCUAUUCCCUGAACCCAGCAUCGUAAGUAACUGCAGAAGGAAGGGUGGUAGCACUUGUGGGAAAGAAGGGGUCACAUCAAGCACAUGUUCUGCAUUUCCAUGGGCCAAGCUUCUAUACAGCCAGGUCUCAUGGGUCAGGUCCAGUAUCAGCACUCCUCCGCUAACUCAGUCUUCCUACAAGAAGGAUGGGCCCAGCACUACAUCCCUAGAGAUGCACUUGCUCUUCAUUUGACCCAUACUCAGUGAACUAAUUAACUGUUCAUCUCCUUGUAUGCCUGUUCCCAGACACUGAGAAUGCUAAAUCAUAGCUACUGAGGAAGGAACUUGUUGGGCUUGCCCUUUUUAAGUAACAGUGGGUGAUAAGGCAGAGAGAGAGAAUUAAGAGUAGGGUCAUAAGUAUUCAGUUGGUUUUGCUUCCACUCAUGUAGGCUAAAAAUCUGUCACUGUUCCUCUGUUUAACUGCACAGGUCUUUAUUCCGUGCUACAUGCAAAUUUUUUUUUACUCAGUGUCAAUGGGUGAAAUGUCCUGCAGCAAAUUGAUCUUUUAUUUAAAGUACAGCUUGACUUUUGCAAGAAGUGCAGCCUUCCCCAUUGCUGAGAUGACUUUUCACAGCUGGAAAGAAAAAGGGAGAGAUUCUCUUUUGAUUAAAGAGAUCAAACACUAAGAUGUCCUCUCUUGGUUCAGCCUGUAACAACAGGUUUACACAGACCUUUAGUUUUAAAACAGCUCAAGUCCUGCAAACAUCUGACUAAUCCAACUAACUGGCAUAUAUCUAAAGUUGAAGAAUAGUUAAAUGAUUGCAGAAUUGAAGCUAUUAGAAUACAUUGAUACCUGUUUAUCUUAGAAAUGCAGUGAAUCGCAUUUGUUGGCAGUAAAUGGGCAUCUCUAUCAAGUUGUCUGGUCUGUCUUUUUGCUAAUGUAUCCCUUUUCUGUUGCCUUUUCAUUUCUGUGUUCCAGACACAAAAUACGCUAACUGUGCUUUAAAAGGAAAUUUGUGUUGGUAUGUAUUGAAACAGUUUGCUUGUUGUGCUUUGUGGGUUUGACAGAACCUUUUAAGAAAUUUGUUUUAAAAAAGUUCUGAUU